ACUAAUUCCCAGGCCACCCUUAAGGAAUGAGGAGUCCCACGUGACGCUGGCGGGGCGGGCGAACUCUGAGCCAUUUUGGUUACGGUGUCAGUUUCCACUGUGCGCCUUCAGUGCUUCGCUCCCUCCACCACCACCACCACUCGCGGUUCUCCACUGCCUCCACCUCCCCGCUUGCUCCUUCCGCAGCAACAACUCUGAUAUUAUUCAAAUAUUUUCAUAUUAUCAUUAUUGUUAUUUUUACAAAGAGGAAAGUGGAGAGAGAAAGAGCUCUCUGAAAGGCAGGAGAGGGAAAACACAAGACCGGGGCGGAGGAGGCGGGGGGGGGGGAACCGAUAGACGGAGCCGGGAGGAGGGCUUGGAAGCCGGAGAGACAAUGGGCUGGUGGUGGAGGAGGAAGAGUGGCAGUCCAGACGGGCCGGAAAUAUUUUAAGAGCCCAGCGCUGGAGCUACGCGUUUUAAGGAAGGCGAGAGCAGCCAGCCAGGAGUAGGGAGGGUGAGCGAGCGAGGUGGGGGGUGGAAAAAGAAGAGAGAAAGAGAAAAGGAGACGCGCAAAGGAAGAGGAGGGGAAAGGCAAGCAGACUCGGAGUGAGCCCGAAGGAGAACCGCCCGGCUGUUUGGGGAACUAAAAGGAGCUCGGCGUGGCGGCGGCGACGGUAACAGCGACGGCGGCAGCAAUACGCUGAUUGCAACUGACAGCGCCUGCAGUUCGUUUCAAGAUGGCCGCUUGGCUCACAUUCAUUUUCUGCUGAACGACUUUUAACUUUCAUUGUCUUUUCCCGGCAGCUUUGGUCGCCCCCCGGCAGCGUCCUUCUGCGGAGUCUCCUCGGAUUGAACCAAAAUGCAUCGCACCACCCGCAUCAAAAUUACGGAGCUCAACCCCCAUCUCAUGUGUGUGAUUUGCGGAGGGUAUUUCAUCGAUGCUACCACGAUCAUCGAGUGCCUGCACUCCUUUUGUAAGACUUGUAUUGUACAUUACUUGGAGACCAGCAAGUAUUGUCCAAUUUGUGAUGUCCAAGUUCACAAAACUAGGCCUCUUUUGAACAUAAGAUCUGAUAAAACUCUCCAGGACAUUGUAUACAAGUUAGUACCAGGUCUUUUCAAAAAUGAAAUGAAAAGAAGAAGAGAUUUUUAUGCUGCUCAUCCAUCUGCUGAUGCUGCCAAUGGCUCAAAUGAAGACAGAGGAGAAGUUGCAGAUGAAGAUAAAAGGAUUAUAACAGAUGAUGAAAUAAUAAGCUUAUCCAUUGAGUUCUUUGACCAAAAUAGAGUUGAACGGAAAGGAAGCAAAGAGAAGGAGAAAGCCAAAGAGGAAUAUCAGAUUUUGAAUGUUGUCUCAACCAAAUGCCCCUCCCAGGCCAACAACAAAAGAUAUUUACGCUGUCCUGCAGCAAUGACUGUAAUGCACUUAAGGAAGUUUCUCCGGAGCAAAAUGGACAUACCCAAUGCUUUUCAGAUAGAUGUCAUGUAUGAAGAAGAGCCUUUGAAGGACUACUACACACUAAUGGAUAUAGCCUACAUUUACACUUGGAGAAGGAACGGCCCCCUCCCUUUAAAGUACCGUGUGCGACAAACCUGCAAGAGAAUGAAAAUAGGUGGCCAGCAGAGGGAUGGCUUGCACAACAGUGGGGACCUGGAAAGUGACUCUGGCAGUGAAAAAGCUGGCAGCCCCAUGGGAGGUGCUCCUUCCACAUCAUCCUGCGUGUUGAGCCCCAGCACUCCGGUGCAAUCUCCCCACCCCCAGUUCCCCCACAUCUCUAGCACUAUGAAUGGAACCAGCAGCAGCCCAAGUGGUAACCACCAUGCCUCCUUUACCAACAGAACCCGGAAAGCAUCCAUCAAUGGUUGUUCAACAACUUCUUCUGGCUGACUGGCAUAAAUUUUCCUUUCUGACUCUGAAGACUGGAUGCCGAGGUUAUUUUUUCUGCUCUGUGUCACUAUCAUAUCACACCAUUAAGCUUUAUAGUUGCAAAUUCCACGUGUGUCUCUGCCUGGAGGUUAGUAAGAGAGGAAUAAAGAUUGGGAAUUAAAUGGGAGGACAAAAGUUGGACCUUUUUUAUAUUAAACAACCACCACAACAAACUCUUUCUUAAGGACUAGUAACAUGGAAAAACAAAGGAUAACAAUCCAAAUAUUUGAAGAGGGUUUUUUCUGGACUUCCAUUUUUCUGUUUCUUAAUUUGGAAUCUGAAAAUUGAUGCUUACCCACAAAUGAAAGUUUUGUAAAUCCAGAUUAAUUUCCUAUAUAUCUUUUGGAUUAUGAACUAUACUGGUUUGGGGAAUCUCACUGAAAUCCUUCUCCAUCUCGGAAUGCUUAAAUGCCAGACUGAAUAUGCAUAAAAAGAUGCAUAUAUGUAGCCACACCACUGUGAAUAACAAUGUAUUUGCUUUAUUAGCCAUUUUGAUUUAUAGUUUGCAUCCACAACUUCU
Messenger RNA from Pseudonaja textilis, 2423 nucleotides. RefSeq names its product BMI1 proto-oncogene, polycomb ring finger (gene BMI1). The record is from RefSeq and is a predicted model, not a curated record. Gene Ontology annotation, biological process: negative regulation of transcription by RNA polymerase II. Gene Ontology annotation, cellular component: PRC1 complex. Gene Ontology annotation, molecular function: promoter-specific chromatin binding. NCBI's taxonomy places the organism in Eukaryota, Metazoa, Chordata, Lepidosauria, Squamata, Elapidae.